CUUCGGAGACCGGCGAGGGACGAUGGCGACGGCAUGGAACUACGUGGUGACCGCGCACAAAUCCACCGCCGUCUCCCGCUCCUGCGUCGGCAACUUCACCGCGCCCCACCAUAUCAACCUCAUCGUCGCGAAAUGCACCCGUAUCGAGAUUUAUUUGCUUACACCUCAAGGCCUUCAGCUUAUGUUUGACGUACCAUUGUAUGGAACCAUUGCAACACUUGAGCUCUUCCGUUCUCAUAGUGAAGCUCAAGAUUUUCUUUUCGUUGGCAUGGAAAGAUACAGAUAUUGUAUUCUUUACUGGGAUGGAAGACAACUUCUUACAAGAUCUGGGGGAGAUGCUUCUCAUUUUGGUGGACGCCCUACAGACAAUGGACAGAUUGGAAUAAUUGACCUUCACCAUCGACUGAUUGGUCUCCACCUAUAUGAUGGCUUAUUUAAGGUUAUACCAUUUGACAAUCAAGGACAGCUGAAGGAACAAUUGAACAUCAGGCUUCAAGAACUUCUAGUGUUGGACAUCAAGUUUCUCUAUGGCUGUGAAAUACCUACAGUAGCAGUUCUUUACCAGGACAACAAGGAUGCCAGACAUGUUAAGACAUAUGAAAUUGCAUUGGAGGACAAGGAAUUUGUUGAAGGUUCUUGGUCUCAGAAUAAUUUAGACAACGGUGCUUGUCUGUUAGUACCUGUACCACUAGGUGGUGUCAUAAUAAUUGGUGAGGACACAAUAGUUCACUGGAGUUCCACGACAUUUAAAUCUCUAUCAAUAAAUCAAGCUAUCAUUGGAGCUGUUGGGCGGGUUGACCCAGAUGGUUCCCGCUAUUUAUAUGGAGACAAUACUGGCUCUCUGCAUUUACUUGUAAUUACUCAAGAACGGGGAAGAGUGACCGAUUUAAAAACUCACUACAUGGGAGAGACUUCAAUUGCAUCAAAAAUAUCAUAUCUUGAUAGUGGUCUCGUUUAUAUUGGUUCGCAGUUUGGGGACUCACAGCUCAUAAAACUGAAUAAUCAAGCGGAUGCAAGCGGUUCAUUUGUUGAAAUUCUUGAACAAUAUAUGAACAUUGGACCAAUUGUAGACUUGUGUGUGGUUGAUCUUGAAAGACAAGGGCAAGGUCAGGUGAUUACUUGUUCAGGUGCACACAAGGAUGGUUCAAUUCGGGCAAUUCGUAACGGAAUAGUGAUUACUAACCAGGCUUCAGUACAACUCCAAGGCAUCAAAGGACUAUGGUCUUUAAAAACUUCAUUGAAUGAUCAAUAUGACACGUUCUUGGUUGUAACCUUUAUAAACGAGACACACUUCUUGGCGAUGAAUAAGGAAAACGAAUUGGCAGAAACCGAUAUAGAAGGAUUUGAUUCAGAAACACAGACUCUGGUCUGCGGAAGUGCCAUCCACAAUCAGCUUAUACAGGUUACUGCUAAUUCUGUUAGAUUAGUCAGCUCUACUUCUCUGGAUUUACUGGAUCAAUGGUUUGCACCAACAGGAUUUUCAAUCAAUGUUGCAGCAGCUAAUGCAAGCCAGGUUUUGUUGGCAACUGGUGGUUUCCAUCUCGUCUAUCUAGAAAUUACCAACUCUAAGUUGGUGGAAGUGAAGCAUAUAGAGCUUGAGCAUGAUAUUUCUUGCCUUGACAUAAACUCAGUUGGUGAGAAUCCACAAUCUAGCUCCUUUGCAGCUGUUGGGAUGUGGAAAGAUAUAAGUGUGAGGAUAUUUUCGCUCCCUGGCCUUCAACUAAAUUGGAAGGAGAAAUUUGCUGAAUUUGUUCCUCGUUCUGUUCUGCUGUGUACUAUUGAAGAGGUGUCAUACUUGUUCUGUGGUCUUGGAGAUGGUCACCUCUUCAGUUUUGUGUUGAACAUAAGUAAAUGUGAACUAUCAGCUAGACGCAGGUUCUCCUUGGGAACACAACCAAUCAGCCUCUAUAAAUUCUCAUCCCACAAUCGAACUCAUGUGUUUGCUGCAUCAGAUAGGCCAACUCUCAUAUACAGCAGUGACAAGAAGUUACUCUAUAGUUAUGUCAAUCUGAAAGAAAUGAGCCACGUGUGCCCUUUUAAUACAGCUGUUUCCCCAGAAAGCAUUGCGAUAGCUAAAGAAGCUGAACUUUCAGUUGGAGCAAUUAAUGACUUCAGAAAACUUCAUAUCCACACAAUCCCCUUAAACGAACAAGCACGCCGCAUCUGUUACCAGGAACAGUCUCGAACACUUGCAUUCUGCAGUUUCAAAGAUAAGGACAUUCACACAGAGAGCGAGACGCACUUUGUUCAUCUGUUAGACCAUCAAACUUUUGGGUUUUUGUCAACACAUACUCUUGAUACUUUUGAAUGGGGUUGCUCCAUUGUCAGCUGCUCAUUUUCUGAUGAUGAAAAUUCUUACUAUUGUGUGGGAACAGCUUAUGUUUUACCCAUGGAAAAUGAACCCACAAAGGGUCGGAUCCUGGUUUUUUUAGUUGAAAAAGGAGAGUUGCAACUAAUCUCAGAAAAAGAAACUAAAGGAGCUGUCUAUUCGCUUAAUGCAUUCAAUGGAAAAUUAUUGGCUGCUAUUAAUCAGCAGAUCAGAUUGUACAAGUGGGUGCAGCGAGAUGAUAGGUCACAUGAACUGCAAUCGGAGUGUAGCUACCACAGUGACGUAUUGCCUAUGCAUACUCAAACCCGCGGUGAUUUCAUCGUGGUUGGAGACAUUAUGAGAUCAUUAUCGUUGCUGGUAUACAAGCAUGACGAAGGCCUGAUUGAAUAUAAAGCUAGGGAUUUUAACGCAAGCUGGAUUAGUGCAGUUGAGAUGCUCGAUGACGAUAUUUAUAUCGGUGCAGACAAUUGUUGUAACCUGUUUACCGUGCGUGAGAGUGAGACCCAUGAAGGGCGUCUUGAUGUCAUUGGGGAGUACCAUCUGGGGGACUUGGUGAAUAGUUUGCAGCAUGGUUCUCUGGUUAAACACCACACACGCUCACUGGUAGGCAAGUAUCCUACGGCCAUCUUUGGCACGAUCAGUGGCGCAAUUGGUGUGAUUGCAUCCAUUCCAAGUAACCUACAUAUGAUCCUUGAGAAGCUGCAAUCCAUCCUUGCGAAGUCCAUCAAGAGUGUUGGUAAUCUUAGCCAUGCAGAAUGGCGGUCAUUCUAUAACGUCAGGAGGACGAGUGUUGCCCGGAACUUCGUGGAUGGUGAUCUGAUUGAAUUAUUCCUCAAACUGAGUUCAAGCCACAAGCUUGCAGUUGCAAUGGCGAUGGGCGUUGAUGUGGAUAAGCUGUGUCUGUUAGUGGAAGAGUUGGCGGAUCUUCACUAAUCAGGAUUAAGUAGUUUCUACUGCCAUGUAUAGCUCCUUACUGAAUAUCCCAGCUGUUCAACUAUUUCCCGACGUGGUAGAAGAGAUGCAUGCUGUAGGUGAUAUUUGCAGUUUUGGGCCGAACUCCAUGGCCGCUCAACUAUUGAGUAAUCCCUGCGUGGUACUACUAGAUGCAAAUAACUUCUUUUAGCUUCAGUCUAAUUUGUUCCUUUUCACUUUAUAGUCUGAUAGAAAUUGAUGGUGGCUGAGGAGAUUGUACAUUUGGUUUUCUGAAACUAAAGUCAUACAAACAAAUGUACGGCUCUACUGUGAAUGAGCAUGCCCUUUCCUAUGAAGUCAUGUUCAUGUGUCGAACAAGGAAAUGUACGGCUGUGCUAAACAAGAUGCGUGGUUCCAUAAUACGACUU
Messenger RNA from Lolium rigidum, 3669 nucleotides. Its product is annotated as DNA damage-binding protein 1-like. Gene Ontology annotation, cellular component: nucleus. The record is from RefSeq and is a predicted model, not a curated record. Gene Ontology annotation, molecular function: protein binding; nucleic acid binding. NCBI's taxonomy places the organism in Eukaryota, Viridiplantae, Streptophyta, Magnoliopsida, Poales, Poaceae. Bases 23 to 3262 code for a protein of 1079 amino acids. The transcript is spliced from 19 exons.